AAUCAUGUGACACAUGACAUGUGACUCAAAAUGGUGAAUGGUCAACAAGGAAAUUCCUCAAUCAUGAAGAACUUUUCGUGCAGUUUGCUGCUAAAGCAGUCGAUCCUCUGCUUGAUUGUCGUCAUUUCCACACUUUCCUCCAUUUCCUGCAACCGACUGAAGUUUGUUCCAUCCCAUGCUACAACACCUUUAUACGAAGAUUGUGCAAAGGCUCCAAAACACUCAACAAUAAAGAAUGUCAUCUUCAAUGCCUUACCAGGCCAGGCUUGCAAGCUAAAGAAAGGCACAAAUGCGUCAAUCGAAAUUGACUUCAUUUCAAAUGAGCAGACCAAUACAGUAAAGGCCAUUGUCCAUGGUAUCAUUAGAAGCGUUCAUAUUCCCUUCCCGAUACCCAACAGCAAUGGGUGUAAAAACUGUGGUCUGACUUGUCCACUCAAGAAAGGAACGUCAUAUUCAUACAAGACUAGCAUUCCUGUUAGAUCUGUUUAUCCUGAUCUUCAACUUGUAGUACAAUGGGAACUGAUGGAUGACAACAAUAACCAGCUUGUCUGCGUCGUGGUUCCGUGUGACAUUGUCGACUAAUCUUUUGUCGUUAAUGCCACGAAUGGUUCUCCCAAUUUCCAUUGUUAACAAGUAAGACUACAGGCAGAUUGAAAAAGUUUUUCUCAAUGUCUUCACAUGGGCAAUUCCAGCAUCGUGGAUAGUGAGAGACAUGUUUACAGUAAUAUGAAUGUUAUGCACUGUGUCCAAACCUUACUUGUCAGUGAAUGUUACAUCUUUUAUGGCUCUUACCUGUUAAAAAUACCUGAAAUUGUCCAUAAUCUUCUCUAUAAAUAUCCAGGUAUUGCAAAUCUCAAAUUUCUUCAAAAGCACCUGUAAUCCUUUGAAUGAGAUGUCUCCUAUAUUCAGCUUCUUGUAUACCUUAUUUCAUUCUAGAGUAAUCUUAGCAAAUUCAAUAUAUGCCCUUUGAGAAACAGUUGAGCUUAAUAUUUCAUAUCUCAAAAUGUAAACACAUACUCAUCACUGUCGUUAUGAAAUGAAGGCAAGUGUCUUUGAAAUAGGGACUUGCAGCAAAUACAACUGCCCAACUCUUUCCUUUCUUGUGCAGUCCUGAAAUUUGUAUUUUGUAUCUUCUGACCAAAAACUAGGAUUCUCUUUUGAGUUAUCAUGGAAUGAAAUGAAAGUAUGUUAUUUGAGCUUGAAACUGCACUGCCAAUUUUUAGAUUUCUGUACAACUGUGUACUUCAUCACGUUCUUCAUCUCACUUAUUCUCCACAGCUUGAUGCAACUUGCACGUUAGGGAUUAAUAAUAGCUCAACAUUCACGACACUCAAAAUCUAGAAAACAUCUUUUGCAGCUUAUUAGCUUGAACAGUAGAACUUGCAGAUAAUUUAUUAAAAAACCAGGUGGUGUGUUGAGUAUUGAGGCCUGUCGUCAUGAAGUAAGGGCACUAAGUUGAAUAGAGAGCCCCGCCCCUUGGUUUCAUACCAUGUUGAAUACACUUGUAACAGUCCUUGUAUCGCACGACUUCCUGGACAACUUCCCAAGUAUAAACAUUUCCAGAGAUUAUUGUGACUGCUGCCUACGAGCGUUUUUCUUCUGAUUGUUCAGUUACUGAUCACAGGUCCCUUGAUGCUGCACUAAGAAUAUUUAUCUGGUUUGUACCAUUGUAAGUUUUAGAACACAGUCAUGAUAGUUAUUGUUGUUUUUUAUGCGGUCAUGUAACAUUGGCAUCUUGCGCAGUCAUGAACAGUAUUUAGAAUGAAUGUCAUUGUAUGGAGAUGGUUGUAUUGUAUUUGGGAAGUUGAUCCAUUGCAUAUGACCCUAUAUUCAGGUUUUGUACAAACCUCAUUUGAAUUGUAUGCGUAGACUAUUUGUAAAGUGUGUCUUUUAUACAGCAAUAAAAUUUUGAAUAGAAUAA
This is a messenger RNA of Lineus longissimus, 1921 nucleotides long. RefSeq names its product NPC intracellular cholesterol transporter 2-like. Gene Ontology annotation, biological process: intracellular cholesterol transport. The record is from RefSeq and is a predicted model, not a curated record. Gene Ontology annotation, molecular function: sterol binding. Bases 31 to 582 code for a protein of 183 amino acids. The transcript has 4 exons. Lineage: Eukaryota; Metazoa; Nemertea; Pilidiophora; Heteronemertea; Lineidae.